Messenger RNA from Lytechinus pictus (painted urchin), 6962 nucleotides. RefSeq names its product arginine/serine-rich coiled-coil protein 2-like. NCBI's taxonomy places the organism in Eukaryota, Metazoa, Echinodermata, Echinoidea, Temnopleuroida, Toxopneustidae. The transcript is spliced from 9 exons. The coding region runs from base 278 to 2128 and encodes 616 amino acids. The record is from RefSeq and is a predicted model, not a curated record.
ACACAACAACUGGGUAUAACAUUGGCGAAGGCUGGAUCCGCCCCUGAUUACUUUUUCGUGGGCCGCGGCCAGUACGGUACGUCUCGCAAAACACGAGAUUUCGGUAUACGCAACGCGCGUUGGCGCUACCGUAUUUUGAGAUAAAAGGAACCGAGGAAUUCGUUUUCUCCGUAAUUUGCGCUGAAAGUAAGCGAUUUGGGUUUGAAUUUUAUCCUCGAAGUAAUACUGAAAAGAUUAUUAGUGAAGCUGUGAGUGGAUACAGAUACCAACUGCCAAAAUGGCUUCCCCUCCAACAAAUGUUGACCAUACAAAUCACAGUGAAGGAGAGAAUAUAGAAAAUAGACUAUUUUCUGAAUCAGAUGAUCAUCUCAGUAAAGUACAUGUAGAUCCUUCGAAUGGAAACCAUGCUUCUCCAGGUUCUGACACGAGAAGGGCCUCAAAGUCCCGAUCAAGGAGUAGGUCUCCUGGUUCCCCUCCUUCACCUAAGACUAGAGACGGUAAUAGUGUAGAAAAAAGGAAGCAGAUCAACAGAUCACGCUCCAAAAGCCGCUCAAGGUCACCCUCAAUCUCACCACAACGAAAGAAACGAUCUAGGUCCCGCUCUCCAAAGCGGAGGAAGCGUUCACGCUCCCGUUCACCAAAGCGCAGGAGAAGAUCUCGCUCUAAGAGUCCCAAGCGGAGAUCACUGUCGAGGUCACCAACGAGAAGCAAGAAGCGAAGAUCACGGUCUAGGACGCCACGGAGGAAGCGCAGGUCUCGCUCACCGAGGAGGAAGUCACGGUCACCAGGAAGGCGGCAUUCAAGAUCGCCCUCUCCUGGGAAGAGGCGGAAGAGGUCUCGUACUCCGAAGAAGAAAAGGCGGUCACGUUCAAGAUCUCCUUCCAAAGAAAGGAGAAGAGCUAGGAGUAGGAGCAAAGAUCGUUACAGGACGAAACGGAAAUCGAGUCACCGCAGUAGAAGUAGAAGUCAUUCCACCAGCAAGAGCAGAAGCCCUUCACAGGCCAGGUCACACCACUCUCGCAGCCCGAGCUCUUCAUCCGGAGACGAAAGUGGAGCGGAACAAAAGGCAUCCUUGCCUGCGAAGGCCAGCAAACAGCGCUCAUCCACCCACAAGAAGAAGAAGAAAAGGACGAGGUCAGGAUCAAGGUCCCUAUCAAGAUCGCGAUCAAGGUCAAGGUCUAGGGAGAGACGCAAGAGGCGGAGCAGGUCGAGGGAAAGGAGGAGGAGAUCCCCACCAAGAUCACGAAGGUCACAAUCCCAUUCAAGGUCGAAGAGAAGGUCACCACCUCGCCGCAGGUCCAGGACUCCACCAAGACCUCGUCGUCGCAGUCGUUCACGUUCCCGCUCUCCAUUCAAGGGAAAGUCAUACAGGCGUCGAUCAAGGAGCCGAUCUCCAAUAAAGCGUCAUAAGAGAUAUUCAUCAUCUGACAGCGACAGUGCGAUGAACGCCCAAGAACAGCUGGCCAGGAGGCUGGAACGUGCCAAACAACUCCAAGAGGAGAGAGAAAAGAGAGAAAUGGAGCAGCUGAAGAAAGGAUUGAAGGAAGAAGAGAAGGCAGAAGAAAAGAAACCAACUGCACAAAAAGAAGCUGCAGCGAUUGCCGCAGCCCUCAAUGCUGCAGUCAACCCUGUGGCCCUGGCUGCUGCCUCCACAGUGAACCCACAAAUAGCUCUACAAGCAGCUGCUGCAGCUGUACAAGCUCAGGUUCUUGCUCAAACAGGGAUAGCCGUGCCCAACUUCUACAACCCAAUGGCUGUCAAUCCAGUUCACUAUGCAGAGCAGGAGAAGAAGAGAAAACAACUCUGGUCAAAGAAACCGGAAGAGAAAACAGAGGCCGCACCUUCGAGCAACAACUGGGAGAAGACAUCCUUUGGUGAUACAGCUACCCGAGAAAAGUUCAGACGUCUCAUGGGCAUCAAGGGUACUGCAGCAGAAUCAAGUACAGGUGAUGACGAGAGCACCAGGUUGAUGGAUCAGUUAGAUCACGACUAUCAGACGGCUCGCAUCAAGACACACACCCAACGCAGCUUUGGUCUUGGUUUCGGCCACACCUAUUCAGUGCCCACGCAGCAAGUAGCUGCACCUUCCACCGCUACGGCACCCAAAGAUCCAACCAAGAAAGAAUGAUCCAUUCUUUAUCAUUUAAUGCAUUGUUUUUGGAUCAAAUCUACAUUGUACUUGCCAUUGAAAUGUGAGUGGCCAUCUUGGAAUUGCGCUGUGUGUAGUAUGACAAAUACCCAACUUUGUUUUGCAAGUACAGUACAAAGUGAAUAGAUUCAAACCAAUUGAAAGUUAGGGUAAAAUAUUUAUGUCAAAGAUGGUUGUUGCUUGAAUCUGUUAAAGCUACAUCCUCUAAAAAACCAUCCUGGAAGAUUGAUCUGAAAUUUAGUGAAAAUGAUUUUAGGAUUGAUCUAUUAAAGAUAUUGAAUUCAUUAUUCAAAAUAAAGUUUUGAAAAAAGAGUGGUUGUUUUGACAGUUGAGUUAAAAUCAACUCUUGCUGAUCAUUAAAACCUUUUUACUGUGAUAAAAAGCUAUUAUAUUUUUCAGAGGGUGGCAGAAGUGAACUAGAUUUUUAAAGAAAAUAAAAUGGACUGAGAGUUAGUGCUGAAUCUUUCCAAUGUAUGUGUGCCAAUGAUGGAGAUAAAGCAACCUUGUGAAUAUUGUAAAUCUCUUUUCUGAUUUGUAAAAUCAUGAAUUUUGAGCAGCUUGUUUCAAGAACAAUUUUUGAAAAAUAUGCAUUUAUAUGUAAUAUUAGUGAUUUAAAUUCGCUGUUUAUGUUAUGUUUUUUUCACCUGAAAAACAGUUUAAAAGUUCAUAAAUAUAUAUAUACACAGAAAGGUUUCAUUUUCUUUUAUGAGUGUUUGAAUGUUGAAACAUUUUUCUGUAUCUUUCAUCUACUGAAUAUAUAAAUCUGUGUUAUCAAAGAUGUGUAUAACAUACAACUUGUAAUCAUCAAAUUAAGUAGAUCUCUUAUCAAACAUGUAUAACAUAUUUCGGUAAUCAUCUGUAGUGAUAAAUGUCUGUAAUUAAACAUGUAUAGCAUGCCAUCCGUUAUCAUCUAUAGCCAAUCACAGUGAUCAAGAGUGCAUGGCUUACAUGUAACAGAUGAGGUGAUUCAUAUAGACUCAAAUGGGUUAAGAAUUUCAUCCCAGUUGAUGUUUUUAAUGCAUCACUGCAUUAGUCAAGGUCAUGCUUGGGUAAAUGCUAUGGCCCGUAUUUUGAAGUCGGGUUUAAGUUAAACUCAGGUUUAAAGUUGUGGUUUAAGUAUGGGAAGCCAAAAGUAUCAAAUUUGUUAUUAAGUUGUAUGUUUCUUAUGUUUACAGUGCUCUUUCUUGAUUCAUCGAUGGUGAAGCCAAUAAUCUUUUUAUACUUCCUAGACAAUUAUGAAUGAUUUGAGAGCCAAAUGAGCUGAAAUAUGAUAUCUCUACUGUUAGUGAUUUAUGUAACAAUUGGCUCGCCAUACUUAAACCACAACUUUAAACCUGAGUUUAAGUUAAACCCGACUUCAGAAUACGGGCCUAUAUAUCUAUAUCAUGUUCACAUUGGUACUUAGGCAUGACUUACAUGUCAUUCUUUUUUUAAUCAUUCUUCUGAAGUGAGAAAUCUUUUUGAGAAGACAUGUAUAGAUAUGUCCAGAAGUGAGUCAUAUGUUUUAAUGUAAAGCAGCAUUGAAUAAUUUUCAUUUUAUUUUGAGCACCAGUACCUGCAGAAAAGUUGUGAGCAUUAGGUUAGCUUGAACUAUCAUCUUACUUUCAUUUUUUGGUGUAUAGACAUAUGGCCAUUUUGUAUAAUGUUAGUCCAAUUUUAGGAUAUAAGUCUGAUGAAGUGUUGACUACUUAAUUGUGUACAUUCAUUCAUUAUGUUAUAUUCACUUGUAUUUUCCUGCAACUUUUUUUUUAUUGAAAACGCGCUCAUAUAUUUGCUUCAUGUAUCAUUAAUGUAUUUGGUCUGUUGAUUCAGAAGUCAAUGUACAUGUAGCAUAGGUCAUUAGAUGGAGAUAAAUGUUCUAUAAUGAAAGGCAAGGAGUGCUUUGUUAGGUAGUUUGAAACAUUACAAAUGGCUUGUAUAUGGAGUGCCAAAUGGGUUGCCAAAAAAAUUUCUCGACCAAUCCAUGUACCAAAUGUGACUCAACAUCAACAUCAACUAUGUCAAUUUUAAUUUGAUUAGCUUAACUUGAAUGAUGCAGAAUUAUUAACAUUGUUGUAAUGCAAUUCAGAGUACAUAUUUACCACUAUUCAUAUUUCUUUAAACUGAUACAUUUGAAAGUUAUCACUCCCAUUUUGCAUUUCACAUUGAAGUUGUUUGAUCAUCAGAUUCAUGAUGUAUUCAAGAAAUUUUUGCAAAAGAAGCAAACUUAAAGAAAGUUGAAGCGACUUGAUUGUUUUAUGAUUAAACCAUUUUUAUUUUGUACAAAAGUAGUGUUAUGUACAAGUAUGUUAUUUGUUAACUUGACUGGUAUUCUGAAAUUCAUAUUUCCUUUUAUUUCAUAUUCAUCAUUGUAUUUUUUGUGAAAUAGUUUUUUUUAAUUUAUCGGUGAUAGGUUGAAGUGUGCAACAUUGUGCCAAAUGGACCAGCCUGCAAGUUAUUAGAUCAUAAUAGCAAACCAAUGGUGUGCUAAAUUUUGAUCACCAUUACAGUUGAAAUAAGAUAAAAUAUGAAAUUCCAGAAUAGCAGCCCUGUUGUUUUUAUAAGAUAGCUUUCUGAAAUGAUGGAGAGAGUAUAUUCAAUCGAUCUUAUCUCAUCUCCAAUAUUUUGAUAUCUGGUCUAUGUCCAUCAUGAAUAUUUGUUGUGUGAAAUUGUAUAUUUGUCAUUUGUAAAUGAGUAAUCGAUGAUCUGUGGUUGCAGUUUUUUUUCUUUCUUUUUCCUACUUUGCUACAUUGUACAUAAUGAAAAUUAGCAUAGUUUUGACUUUCAUCAAUUCUUUUAAUGAACAAAUAUGAAUUUUUAUUUUUGGAUUGUUUCUUUUUUAUGAUUUGGUAUGGUUCUUUCAUCCUUUUUUUCCCAUUAGGAUGCAUGUACAUAUGCCCAAGCUUGACACAAAUAUAUUUUUUAUCAUUGAUUCAGUAAUUUUAUAUCUCGUCAUGCAAAAAAAUUGAGUAAAAGACAUCACAACAAAUAAAAAAGGGAUUAGCUCUGAUAAAUAAAAAGGGAAGGGGUGGACAAUCAAAUAACACCCUCCUUUGCGGUCCAUAUCCUCCUGUACUGACUUGAUACAAAACAUUCUAGAAAAUAAAGCCUAAAUUUUGAUAUACUAGUUAUAUUGGCUACUUCAACAUUAAGAAAAGGCUUGUUUGGUAGCGUAAUAUCUUUGUUCCUUAUUUCCUAUAUUAUUUAUGAAUAUGUAAAGAGAUGCAGAUAAAUUGUUUUCAUUUGAGGGGGUAUAUUUUAUAGGACUAUAUGAUAAAAGAUAUUACAUAAAAAAUGCAUUAUUUGUCUUCUGACAUGUAUCCUUUGUUUUGAACUUCUGAAAUUCAAAUUGCAAGUCCUAGCUUAAUUUAAACUUCUGAUUGAAUGAAAAUCAAGUAUUGAUCAAACAUAAGUUUUUAGCAACAUCGUCAUUGACCAAAUGAAUGUAUCUUUAUCAUUAACUCAAGUGAUGUUCGUGUAGGCUCCACUCGCACAUGCGAUGUUUUUAAAUCAGCAGUGAAUUAUUUUUAUGUGUGAGGAACUCGAUAUUGGCUCUAAAUCACCAAUUUUGAGGAUAACCAGAGGAUGGAUAUGGAGUGAAAUUAGGAUGAAAAGUAAGAAAUUAAGCUUCUUAUUCUUUGUAAGCUAGUUUUGGCGUAUGAUUUUUACAAUAAAUAUGCAUUUUUUCCCACCUCUGCCACUCGGAGUAUCAGAGCGAGUUUUGGACCUUGAUGUUUGGAUAGGUGUAGCAUAGUGUAGCGGUGGUGAAGUGGAGUGGAGCCUACACGAACAUCACUCGAGGUACUUCAUCAUAUUCUCUCAUUGUUAUUGUAUUCAUUAUGGUAUCAUAGUUCAUGGAGGACCAUUGUUUUACUCCAUUUUAGCCAAAGCUCUUGUUCAUGGAUUGUAAAUAGUUGAUAUGAUAAUGAAAAUGUUAGGCUGCUGACAAAAUGAGUCCUUGGAGCUUACAUGGAUCGUAAUGUUGAUCACAUCCCCCCUCCCCCAAAAAACAACAACAACCCACCCACAAACGGCAAAUUUGUUCUACUAUAUAAAUUUUUCCUGUUAAUCACUACUCAAACUCGCUUUCUGUACUUUGCUACUCAUACAGAUUUGAGAUGAGUGGAAAAUCCAUAUUUCUUUUAAAAAUUUGAAUGUGGUAAUGGACUGCAAUUCCCUUGCCCAACUUUUGUGUUUUCGAAUUUCAAAGAAUACCUACUAUUUUAAGAGCUUGGGAAUUCUUUCCCUUUGUCAUUUCAAUGUACAUUACCAUUGAUUUGUAUAUAUUACAAACAUAUCCCAUGGAGACUGAGCUUGUUUUUGGUUGCAAUUCAAUAUUUUAUCCUUAGGAAGUACACCUUACCUUCAUCGAUGGUGUAUGUAAUCUCAAAGCCAGAUAAUCACUUUGGAAAUGUACUUUUAUGGCAAACAUGUAUGAAAUUGGAUUUAAAACAAAACACGAAGUUUGAAUUACAAACAUGUAUCGUGGUUGUGUUUUUUAUUUUUUUAAUGGUUCUUUCCCUUGACUAUCAUACUUUCAGUAUUCUCUGAAGAACACACAAUGCAACGUUGCGUGAGGCAUGAAAUUUGAUUUUGAUAUGGCGAGUGGGUUUUUAAAGAAAUUAUAAUGGUUUGUGGACCCAUUUUCAUUAAGCUGUUUAUGAAGUUAUGCAUGACUUUAUGACUUGACUUGAAUAUUUCUUGUUUGUCGCUAAUCAUUUCAGCAGGUAAAUGUACAUAAAACUUCUUAAUGUUGAGAUGUUUUUCAUGAUGAAUACAUAAUUCGUUGCCCAUCGAGAUUUACUUGAAAUAAAGUUUUAUUAGUUAAAUGCGA